Messenger RNA from Arachis ipaensis, 2057 nucleotides. RefSeq names its product ACT domain-containing protein ACR4. The record is from RefSeq and is a predicted model, not a curated record. Lineage: Eukaryota; Viridiplantae; Streptophyta; Magnoliopsida; Fabales; Fabaceae.
UUAGGAGACAGCCACCACUUCAUCAUCCAACUAAAUACUCUUAUUUAAUUAUCAAAUGUAAUCAAAUAUGUUAUAAAGUUAUUUUAUAAUAUCAACCAAUAAAAAUCAUAAAAAAAUUAUCAACAUAUAUAGUCUUUUUAUAUACAUAUAAUUACUCAUUAUGAUAUGAACUUUUUCAUAAUUUCUGCUAAUAUAUAAAUAAUAAUCUCAAAAGCCAAACAGCAAAUAUAAAUACACACACAAAACCAAAGAAAAAAAAAAGAAAAAGACACAAAAUAAACAGAGUAUAUCAGUAUACCUCUCUCUCUCUCUCUCUCUCUCUCUCUCUCUCUCUGUUAUCGUUAUCACAACACAACACACCUCGUACUGUGUUCUGUUCUGUACUUCUGUUGUGCUCUGUUCCGUAGCCAUACCCCAAAAUGGAUUUUCGGUACUUUUCUAUGCCUACGGACGAUGAAUUUGAGAAGCUUCUCAUUCGGAUGAAUCCUCCAAGAGUAACUGUGGACAACAGUUCUAGCAAAACAGCCACAUUGAUAAAGGUUGAUGGUGCAAAUAGGUGUGGGAUAUUAUUGAAGAUGGUUCAAACUCUGAUUGAUAUGAACAUCAUUAUAAAUAGAGCUUACAUUUCCUCUGAUGGAGAAUGGUUUAUGGAUGUGUUUCAUUGUACGGAUCAAAAUGGGAAUAAGCUUCUUGAAGAUAAUUUAGCCGACAGAAUUCAACAGUCACUUGGUCCAGCAGCCUUUGGUUUCCAAGCUCUUAGGAGAUCCAUUGGAGUUGAAGUUGAAUCCGUUUUAGAACACACAACAAUCGAAUUAACCGGAAAAGACCGGCCGGGACUACUCUCGGAGAUUUUCGCCAUCCUGGCAGACCUUAAAUGCAAUGUGUUAGCAGCAGAAGUAUGGACACACAAUUCAAGAAUGGCAUCAGUUCUUUACAUAACUGAUGAGGCAACAAAGUUGCCAAUCAACAAUCCUGAACAUCUUGCAAAGAUCAAGCAGCUCUUGUUCUAUGUUCUUAGAGGGGACAUAGAAAACAAGAGUGGUGGUGUUGAUGCCAACACUGCUGUUGUCUCUGUUGGAUCAACUCACAAGGAAAGGAGGCUGCACCAGAUGAUGUAUGCUAAUCGAGAUUACGACACGUGUGAUGAGGAUUGUAAUGGAUCAACAAGUGAUGAGAGUAACAAGAAGAAACCAAUUGUGACUGUUGAUUAUUGUGCUGAUAAAGUUUACACGGUUGUGAACUUGAGGUGCCUUGAUAGGCCAAAGUUGCUCUUUGAUGCUGUUUGCACUCUCACUGAUAUGCAGUAUGUUGUUUACCAUGGAACUGCCAUUGCUGAAGGACCAGAGGCAUAUCAGGAAUAUUAUAUAAGGCAUAUAGAUGGAUAUCCAAUCAGCUCUGAAGCAGAAAGGCAAAGAGUGAUUCAUUGCUUGGAAGCUGCUAUUAAAAGAAGAACUUCUGAAGGCAUACAACUAGAAUUUUGUUGUGAAGAUAGAGUUGGGCUUCUCUCAGAUGUAACUCGAAUAUUCAGAGAGAAUGGAUUUUCAGUAAUUCGUGCUGAAGUUACAACAAGAGAUUGUAAAGCCAUGAAUGUGUUCUAUGUUGCUGAUGCAUAUGGUGCUCCUGUUAAGACUGAAACAAUUGAAGCUGUUAGAAAAGAAAUUGGCUUCACCAUACUUCAUGUCAAGAAUAAUGAUAACAAUAACAAUGUAAUGAAUGUAUUCUCAUCAUCAAAGGAUACAACACCCCAAGAGAGUGGAAGAUUUUCUUUGUCUAAUCUUUUUAAAAUGAGGUCUGUCAAGUUCUUCUGCAAAAGCUUUAUGGGGUCUUUUUCUUGAACUAUUUCAUAUUAUUAUAUGUUGUAAUUUCAUAAGAGGUGUGUGUGUGUGUGUGUGUGAUAUUCACUUUUCUGGUGAGUAUUUUAUGUACACUUGGGGGGAAAAAAAAGAAAGAAAAUAGGAAAUAGUAAAUUGAUUCUGUUCAAUUUGUUAUUGUAAUGAUUUAUGGUUGAUCUCUUUGGAUCUUUUUUAGUAUAAAAUUGUAAUCAAUUUGUCAGAUUA